Molecule: messenger RNA, 1863 nt
Organism: Theobroma cacao (cacao)
Lineage: Eukaryota; Viridiplantae; Streptophyta; Magnoliopsida; Malvales; Malvaceae
Product: protein DETOXIFICATION 40-like
Biological process (GO): xenobiotic detoxification by transmembrane export across the plasma membrane
Cellular component (GO): membrane
Molecular function (GO): antiporter activity; xenobiotic transmembrane transporter activity
Source: RefSeq, a predicted model, not a curated record
CAUAAAUAUAUUACUCCCAACUCAUCGCAAACAGAAAAAAACAUUCACCCACUCUGAAUUGAAAAACUCUUCUCGGUCCACAGCCAUAGUCUAUGAUGGGGUCAUCCCAAGAGACCAUCCAACAGCCUCUGCUUCAGUCACAAACUUCAAACACGAAAUCCGAAACAAGCUCAGAGCUUGAGGACACAUUAUCGGACGCUAGGCUUUCCUUGUUUGAGCGUUUUAGGAAAGGAACAUGGAUCGAGUCCAAGCUCCUUUUCCACCUGGCUGCACCGGCCGUUAUUGUUUAUAUGAUCAACUACCUCAUGUCCAUGUCCACCCAAAUCUUCUCCGGCCACCUUGGUAAUCUUGAACUUGCCGCAGCCUCCCUCGGAAACACUGGCAUCCAAGUCUUCGCUUAUGGUCUCAUGUUGGGAAUGGGGAGUGCUGUGGAGACGCUUUGCGGGCAAGCAUUUGGGGCACACAAGUACGACAUGCUAGGCAUAUAUCUUCAAAGAUCAGCGAUUCUCCUCACCUUAACAGGGAUUCUUCUCACCAUCAUCUACAUCCUCUCCAAACCAAUCUUACUAUUACUUGGCGAAUCGCCUGAUAUUGCCUCGGCAGCUGCAAUUUUUGUCUACGGCCUAAUCCCCCAAAUAUUUGCAUACGCCUUAAAUUUCCCGAUACAGAAAUUUUUGCAGGCUCAGAGCAUAGUGGCCCCUAGUGCUUACAUAUCUACGGCUACGUUAAUUAUACAUCUGCUGCUAAGUUGGCUGGCAGUGUACAAAAUUGGGCUUGGUUUGUUGGGUGCAUCGCUGGUUUUGAGCUUGUCCUGGUGGAUUGUGGUGGUUGCUCAAUUUGUAUACAUAGUUAAAAGCGACAAGUGCAGACAUACAUGGAAGGGAUUCAGCGUACAAGCCUUCACUGGCCUGCCGAGCUUCUUCAAGUUAUCGGCUGCAUCGGCGGUGAUGUUGUGCCUGGAAACUUGGUACUUCCAGAUCCUGGUUCUGCUAGCGGGGUUGCUUGAGAACCCAGAGUUGGCCUUGGAUUCACUCUCCAUUUGCAUGACGAUCUCUGGAUGGGUCUUUAUGAUUUCAGUUGGAUUCAAUGCUGCCGCAAGCGUAAGAGUUGGGAACGAGCUAGGAGCAGGACAUCCAAAAUCAGCAUCGUUUUCGGUGGUAAUAGUGACUGUAUUUUCCGCCAUAAUCUCAGUGGCGGCAGCCAUUAUAGUUCUGGCUCUUCGUCACGUCCUUAGCUAUGCCUUCACAGGAGGUGAAGUGGUGGCUGAGGCUGUUUCGGAUCUUUGUCCGCUUCUAGCAUUAACCCUUAUCCUCAACGGAAUUCAGCCUGUUCUCUCUGGUGUGGCUGUUGGGUGUGGAUGGCAAGCUUUUGUUGCUUAUGUAAACGUUGGUUGUUAUUACGUGGUUGGGAUUCCCUUGGGUUCUCUUCUUGGCUUUUACUUUAAGUUGGGUGCCAAGGGGAUAUGGUCAGGGAUGAUUGGCGGCACAGCCAUGCAAACCCUCAUCUUGGUUUGGGUCACAUUUCGGACAGACUGGAAAAAGGAGGUCGAAGAAGCCAGAAAGAGAUUGGUCACAUGGGAGGAUAAGAAAGAGCCUCUUUUGAAGUAGAGAGUCAUCGGACAAUGUCAGCCACAUAAACAAAUACAAAUAACUUGAUUUGUGACAGUGCAGCUCCCUGGCUUCAUACGAAUUAUGGUCCUCAUCAACCAAACUGUGACCCGGGGAAGCGAACUGCCCUUUCCAUCGUUGAGUUUAUUGGCAAGUAUAUACUUUGAUGACUAGAUUAGAUUAGAAAGAACACUGUAUGCAUGACCUAUGCAGCUGAUUGAAAAGUGCCAGCUAUUUCUAUUUUUUCUUGGCGCCU